AUGGACAAGCCCGGUUCCUCAGUCAGUGGACCUCUCAUGAGAAAUUGCAGUGGACAUAUAAGCACCUGUAACAUGGAGACCAACAUUUCCUUUGUGGGCUUUUACCUCCAUCAGCCGCUCGUGGCUGCAGUCUUCAUCAUCUCCUACCUUCUCAUCUUCCUCCUGUGCAUGAUCGGCAACGGAGUGGUGUGUUUUAUCGUGCUGCGGAGCAAACAUAUGCGCACUGUCACCAACCUUUUCAUCCUGAACCUUGCUGUCAGCGACCUGCUGGUGGGGAUAUUUUGCAUGCCCACCACCUUAGUGGAUAACAUUAUAUCAGGCUGGCCAUUUGGGAAUAUUGCCUGCAAGAUGAAUGGGAUGGUCCAGGGAAUAUCUGUCUCGGCUUCUGUCUUCACUUUGGUGGCAAUUGCAGUUGACAGGUUCCGUUCCAUCGUCUAUCCAUUUAAACAAAAGCUUACCAUUUGGACGGCGGUUGUCAUUAUAGUCGUCAUCUGGGUCCUGGCCAUUGCCAUUAUGUGCCCAUCUGCGGUGAUGUUGAAGGUGGAAGAAUCAAAGCAUUUCCGAGUGAUGCUCGGCUACGGCAACAAAACUAGCCCUAUAUACUGGUGCCGGGAGGACUGGCCAAACCAGGAGAUGAGAAAGAUCUACACAACUGUGCUCUUUGCCAACAUUUACCUGGCUCCUCUCUCUCUCAUUGUCAUCAUGUACUCUCGGAUAGGGAUCACUCUCUUCAACACAGCUGUGCCUGCCUGCGGGAAGCAAGGCCAGGAGCGCCACUCCGUUUACAAGAAGAAGCUGAAAGUCAUCAAGAUGCUCAUCAUUGUGGCAUUGCUUUUCAUCCUCUCUUGGCUGCCUUUGUGGACCUUGGCAAUGCUUUCUGACUAUGCCGACUUGAGUGAAGAGCAGCUGCAGAUCAUCAAUAUCUACGUCUACCCUUUUGCUCACUGGUUGGCCUUCUUCAACAGCAGCAUCAACCCCAUCAUCUAUGGCUUUUUCAACGAGAACUUCCGGCGAGGUUUCCAAGCAGCCUUCCGGCUUCAGCUCUGCUCCGGAGAUGUGAUGCCCAGGGAGAUCUAUUCCCAACGGGGACAAAGCAAUGCUGUUUUACCGGCAGCUGCACCCCAACAGCCUGGCCCAAGCACUACAUCAACGGGGAGGUCAACUCAGAAAGGGAACUGGAUGGAAAAGACCCAGGUUUUGAUGAUGGAGAACCUAGAAAAGGCUUCCAAUAACAACAGCAUUAAGCAGGACCUGCUGUGAACUACCUCAACCAUUUGGUUUGGUGACCUUGCCAAAAGAGUCAUGAUAUUCAAGCCCUACCUGGCAAAAACUACUACAGCUAUUUUAGGACUGCCUUGCUUGUACAGAGUAUUUGUAUUAUAUUUUAUUGUUGGAAGGGGAGGGGAAAAUGCUUUUCCUGUGUCGGUAUGAACCAGGAGUGAUUAUAUCGUCAGCUAAAAGUGA
Molecule: messenger RNA, 1464 nt
Organism: Rhineura floridana
Lineage: Eukaryota; Metazoa; Chordata; Lepidosauria; Squamata; Rhineuridae
Gene: NPFFR2
Product: neuropeptide FF receptor 2
Exons: 3
Coding region: 1-1260 (419 amino acids)
Biological process (GO): G protein-coupled receptor signaling pathway; regulation of cAMP-dependent protein kinase activity; regulation of adenylate cyclase activity
Cellular component (GO): membrane
Molecular function (GO): neuropeptide receptor activity; peptide binding; opioid receptor binding
Source: RefSeq, a predicted model, not a curated record